Carassius auratus (goldfish) is the source of this 1517-nucleotide messenger RNA. RefSeq names its product alkylglycerol monooxygenase-like. Gene Ontology annotation, biological process: lipid biosynthetic process. NCBI's taxonomy places the organism in Eukaryota, Metazoa, Chordata, Actinopteri, Cypriniformes, Cyprinidae. The record is from RefSeq and is a predicted model, not a curated record. Bases 56 to 1396 code for a protein of 446 amino acids. The transcript is spliced from 13 exons. Gene Ontology annotation, cellular component: endoplasmic reticulum. Gene Ontology annotation, molecular function: glyceryl-ether monooxygenase activity; iron ion binding.
GAGUGGAGCCACUCGUCUAUACUGUAGUUUCAUUUUUACUACAUUUACAAACGCAAUGGAGCGAGUGGAAGUAACCAGUGUGACCCAUUCUCAGGGAGUUCGUAUGCUGUUCAGUUUAAUGACUCCUAAUGAAUCCUCGUUCGCGACUGUACGAGAGGUGCCGACUUAUGUCAACCAGGCCACACCAUAUUUCAUUGGUUUGAUAUUAUUGGAGAUUGUGCUGGGAUGGUUAAAGACAGAUGGCCCUCACAUCAAGAUCAACGACUUCAUCACGUCUUUGUCUGCAGGGAUGAUGUCCCGUCUGCCUCAGCUCGUGAUAAGAAGUUUGGAGCUGUCAGCUUAUAUUUAUGUCUGGAACAACUUCCGUGUAUUGGAGCUUCCCUGGGAUUCAGCUUGGACGUGGUGGCUUGCGUUUCUUGGUGUGGACAUGGGAUACUACUGGUUCCAUCGAUUCGCCCACGAGUUAAACUUCCUGUGGGCUGCCCAUCAGGUUCACCACAGUUCUGAAUACUACAAUCUGUCGACAGCACUACGUCAGUCUGUCACCCAGCAGUUUUCCUCAUGGGUGUUUUACCUUCCUUUGGCACUGAUGGUCCCUCCGUCAGUGUUUGCAGUUCACGUUCAGUUUAACCUGCUGUAUCAGUUCUGGAUUCAUACUGAGCUGGUCAAAAGUCUUGGACCUCUGGAGUGGAUCCUAAAUACUCCGAGCCACCACAGAGUUCAUCAUGGGCGAAAUCCAUAUUGCAUUGAUAAGAAUUAUGCAGGAAUUCUGAUCAUAUGGGACAGGAUGUUUGGUACGUUCACUCCUGAGAGUGAUAAAGUUGUCUAUGGGCUCACACACCCAAUCAGCACAUUUGAAAUCUGGACUGUCGAGUUCCUUUAUUAUCCGUACCUAUGGCAGAGGUUCUGGGAAGCUGAAGGAAUUUCAAAUAAGCUGUCCAUCAUUUUUAAAGGGCCAGGCUGGACUCCAGGAAAACCAAGACUGGGAGACAUUGCUGAUAUACCCCAGCUUACAGGAGAGGAAAAGCCUCAUGAUCCUGCAUGGUCCCCUGCAAUGCAAGCCUAUGUGCUUAUACAGUUCAUGCUUCUGAUAGAUGUCUACAACAACUUGUUAAUGGAUCAAAUGAUACUAUCUGAGCUGAGUGUACUUCUUCUGACUGCCUACGUACUACUUUCUCUAACCUCACUGGGCUUCCUGAUAGAUCAGAGGGCUAAUGCAGCUGAAUUGGAGAUGCUGAGAUGUGUUUUGAUUGUGGCUCUUCAACGGUUUGGUUACAUUAAGCCUCUGGUGCCUCUGUUGGCUUUUCUGAUUGAAGUCUUUGUCUUAAUCUCUGCAGUCUACUGGAGUCUACAGUUUGUGAAUCAGCGGACUAACGGGAUGAAGAAACACAACUAGAUAAAACAACCUCAUACUGAUGCAUUACGAUUCAAUGUCCUGCUCCGGUGACAUAUUUCAUACAUUUAAUCAUGAGAUUUGUCCUUUUAAUUUUACUAAAAUGUUGCUCUCACAAACUAUU